Nicrophorus vespilloides is the source of this 1190-nucleotide messenger RNA. Its product is annotated as CD151 antigen-like. Gene Ontology annotation, cellular component: membrane. The transcript has 6 exons. The coding region runs from base 356 to 1123 and encodes 255 amino acids. NCBI's taxonomy places the organism in Eukaryota, Metazoa, Arthropoda, Insecta, Coleoptera, Silphidae. The record is from RefSeq and is a predicted model, not a curated record.
UAAGCCGGAGGACUUCCUACGCGGAAUUCGCGCGCGCCGCUAUUCCCAUUUGGCGCUCUUUCGAUCUGCUUCAUUCAGUUUCCACCUGGAGGUUGUCCCGUGGCGAGCACCGUCUCCACGCAACGCAGCAACGAAUCGCGAAAGCGCGCGCACUUUUUUUUUCCUAUCGUUUCAUUUUCAAAAUUGAAUACAACAUUCAGAUAUGCAGAGUCGUGCCCACGCAGUGCCGGACGAUGGUGACAUUUGAAUAAUUAAUUGCUAAACGAAGUCCCUAAAUAAACUUGAAUUUUCAAAAUAAAAACGCCGCAUAGAAUGAUCGUUCUUUGCUUAUUCAGUGAUUAAUUAAAGUAUAAUUAUGGCUACAGCAAGGGCGAGACGAAGGGACGAUGGGUGUUGCAGUGCAAAUUUCCUCAAAUACGUCCUUCACAUUUACAAUGUAUUCUUCAUGGUUGCUGGUCUUUUGGUGUUGGGUACAGCGAUUUGGGUCCUCCUGGACAAGUACAAAUACGUAGCCCUACUAACGACGGCCACUUAUCCAAUCAUUACUUACUUCCUUUUAGCAGCCGGAGGAUUGGUUUUAGUUGUUACCAUUAUCGGCUUUUGCGCCGUGUCCAAAGAAAACAGACCUCUCCUCCUUUUGUAUAUAUUUUGCCUUCUCCUGAUUUUCUUAAUUGAAGCCAUGGUGGGAAUACUUGCGUACAUUUACCAAGAACAAGUUCACGACGAACUCGUGCUGAAUCUCAAUGGAACGUUGAACGCCAAUUACGGCAUUAACGAAGACAAAACUGCGGCCAUAGAUUUCCUUCAGGAUUCGUUUGAUUGCUGCGGUGCUGGCAAUUACAUGGAUUGGGAAUCGAGCAGAUGGCGGAUGGAGAACAAAUCCGGUAUCAAUAUUGUGCCUGAUUCGUGCUGCAAAACUAUCACUGUUAAUUGCGGCAAACGGACGCAUCCAUCUAACAUCAAUUAUUCGGGUUGUUUGGAUCGUAUGGAAGAUCACAUGAAAGGACAUUUAAUUAUUUUAAGCGCUGUAGGAUUAGGUAUAUGUGUACUCCAAAUAUUUGGUAUAGUUUAUGCGUUUUCGCUUUAUUGUAAACUCAAAGAUUUUACUGAUGUUCAUCUUUAAGUUUUUUAUAAUUUAUUUAAAAUAAAUUUAACCCACAUAUUCCCGCAUAUUAUUUAUAAAAUAUCCA